Messenger RNA from Penicillium pulvis, 2313 nucleotides. RefSeq lists its product as uncharacterized. Gene Ontology annotation, biological process: DNA-templated transcription; regulation of DNA-templated transcription. The transcript has 6 exons. NCBI's taxonomy places the organism in Eukaryota, Fungi, Ascomycota, Eurotiomycetes, Eurotiales, Aspergillaceae. The coding region runs from base 1 to 2313 and encodes 770 amino acids. Gene Ontology annotation, molecular function: DNA-binding transcription factor activity, RNA polymerase II-specific; zinc ion binding; DNA binding. The record is from RefSeq and is a predicted model, not a curated record.
AUGGAUCCACAGUUCAAUCCUGCGCCACCACAGGAUGAUCCAUCGGCCAAGCGCAAACGUGUGGGUAGAAAGUAUACAUCUCGAGCGUGUGAGGAAUGCCGCCGACGAAGAGCCAAGUGCGAUGGCACGCGGCCGUCAUGUUCUCGGUGUCUUGACCGAGGUUCUCGCUGCCAAUACUCGACGGCCGAAGACGGAAGGCAACCGGCCCCGAAGUCUUAUGUAGUGAUGCUACGAAACAGAAUCGAGCUCCUGGAGCGUGUUCUGCGAAACCAUGGCAUUGAUGCGGAGGCUUCCGUUGCAGAAUUGAUGGCUGAGGCUGAGCUUCCAAACCAAACGGCGGAUUUCAACCAUGCCGUGGAUGAUUUAUGUGUGACUUUCGAUGGCGCACUGACUAUAGAUGAAUCCUUGAAUUUUGACCAGGAUGGUGAAGUCCGUUACUUUGGGCCAACUAGUGGACGCCUAUUUUUUCAGUCUUCGGCGACUACCUCACCUGGGGAAGAUACUCCCCAAACAGAUCCUUCCUAUACAGGAGGCUCUGGAGUCACACCAGACAAUCUUGACAUAGUGUCUCCGCACUGUGCUACAAAGUAUCACGAAUGUCCCUUCGAGCCGGAUGAGCCCAAGAUAUCUGAAGAGCUCCAAUCACAUUUGAUCAAUUUGUACUUUGACUGGGACCAACCAUGGCUGCAGGUUGUGAACGAGCAGCUGUUUCGCGAAAGCCUAGCCUGUGGAGGCCGAUAUUGUAGUCCUCUUCUUUUGAAUUGCAUUCUUGCUGUUGGGUCUCGUUAUUGCGAUAGAAUGGAGGUCCGGACAGACCCUAAUGACUCCAACACAGCAGGCAAAAUGUUCAUUUGCACAGCGGAGAGGUUGAUUCACAACGACCUUCGCUGGCCAAAGAUCACAACAAUUCAGUCAUUGACAAUAAUGGGGAUGUAUUAUAUUGCAACAGGAUCUGAUGCGGCAGGCUGGCUUCAACAAGGAAUGGCCAACCGCUUGGCCAUUGACAUGGGGUUCAACAUGGAUCCUGCGGUUCUCACAGGGACUGUAUCCCUUCCGGCAAUUGAGAUCGAGUUACGAAGACAAAUCUAUUGGGCGUUAUACUGCCACGACAAGUUGUCGGCCUGCUAUACAGGGAGGGUUUGCACACUAUUGGAUUCCCAAGGCGCUGUGAAUAAACCCGAUCUUGAUUGUGUCUCGGACGUUCAAUUGCCCUCUGCCAAUGGACAGCUGCGAGCAGCUAAUCAAAAGACUGUCACUCAGCUGCAGAGAUCAAUGAUUGAUCUAUGCCGCAUCAUCGAAAAGAUCCUUCGUUCUCUAUGGUCCCCUAAGCCACUCCUUCAUUGCCAUCAACGAGCUGCAUUCUUCGACACCACCCUCCUCGAACUUAAAACAUGGUACUACGACCUCCCAUCCGAGCUGAAAGUUGAUCGGCCAUCAGGACCCUCCCGAUUCCCGCACGCCUACACCUUAUCAAUGGUGUACCACCAAGCAGUAAUUUUACUCUGCUGCCCGUUCGUUACCGUUAACGCCCAAUCCCCAUCCCUCCAAAAAGGUGAAACCGUGCAACAUUCACCACAGUCAAACGAUAAACAACAGCCAAAUUCGCGAUAUGCCAAGGGUCUCUCAAGCUGUAGCAACUCGAUCCGAGUAAUGUGCUGCAUCGCACAAAGAUACCGACAAACAUUCGGCAGUUUCAAGCUUAGUCCCAUCACCGCUACACAUUGCACGUUAUCCACAGCGCUGAUGCUUAUUGAGCUAUGUUGCGCUGCUAAACCCGUCGCUAAAAAUUCCCCGACAGAUGACGGGCCACAGCCACACCGAUUACCUCCACAUGCUGCGGUAGCUCUGUGCUUCCAGGUUUUACGAGAACUGUCUACGUCCUGGAACAUCGCCAAGCGUAUUGGGAGAAAUCUGGAAAGAGUCUAUAUUCAGCGAUAUGGUUCGGAACAUCUUGCCUUCAUGCCAAAGGACGGUGAAGGAAAUGGCCAGGUUCUAGUUCCAGAACCUAAGUCUACUUCCGCGGGAAAAUCCACAAUCCACAACCUUGAAAUGUUUGAUGAUAUUCUCAAUGCCAGGCCAUUCCUCGCCGAGGAUUCUACACAAGCUGGUCUCGAAAUGCCUGUUACGUUUGAUCAACCACCUAAUUUCAGUCGACCUGGCAUACCUGCCAUGGCACUGCAUUCACCCGGUGAUAUCCAGAACUUUCCGAACCAAGACGAGGCAUUUGGAUAUGCAUUCUCCCUGGAUUCCCUACCGAGUGAUUACAAUAUGUUCGACACUUUGAAUCAAAUGUAUCUAGAAGAGAAUUGGUAA